Thunnus maccoyii (southern bluefin tuna) is the source of this 4535-nucleotide messenger RNA. RefSeq names its product toll-like receptor 13. The coding region runs from base 543 to 3431 and encodes 962 amino acids. The transcript is spliced from 4 exons. The record is from RefSeq and is a predicted model, not a curated record. Gene Ontology annotation, molecular function: protein binding; transmembrane signaling receptor activity. Gene Ontology annotation, cellular component: membrane. Gene Ontology annotation, biological process: immune response; inflammatory response; toll-like receptor signaling pathway. Lineage: Eukaryota; Metazoa; Chordata; Actinopteri; Scombriformes; Scombridae.
AACUGUGAUCCUGCUAGUUGUUUAAUGGGGAGCAGCUUCACUUUUACUUCCUUUUCCUUUAAAUAUGCACUCUGUUAUAACUUUUGAUUUGCACGUGGACUUGAGGAGUUUCCGCUCAGCAGCAUGUGAGUGGAGAGUUGAUGGGAUAGUCCAUUAAUCUGUAGCGCAGAGGGUCGCACAUUGACAACAAUUUUGUAAAAUGUGCUUUGGGGACUUUUUGUAAUUAAUUUCAGGGUAUAAUGAGUUAGAAUAGUAAAACCAUUUUAUAUGUUUCAUAUCUAAACAUCUUAAUAAAUCUAUAGCAGUUAGGGGCCUCAUGCAGUGGCUUACCUUUCCUAAUGGUGAAGUCCGCCAUGAGUCAAGCAAAUAAAGCAAGUGCAAGCUUUCACCAGAUCAGUGAUUAAUCAGCUCUUCAUGCGUGACACAGAUAACAUUCUGCAGUUUCAUAGUUUUAUUCACAAGGUGGACUAUAUCUUGAGAAAUCUGACAAAUUCCCUUGUUGGGUGGACUUCACUUCUUCUUUUGUAAGGAAGAUUUUAAAAAUGGCUGCUGGAGUGAAAGAAGAUGGUACAAUGCCAAAAGGAGGAUCCAAAUGGUUUAAAUUAAGCAUUAUUUUCCUCUUUCUGAGUAUCAGCAGUUUUGUGGUCCCAGUCACAGGAUUUUCACUGAAGAAUACAUGUCGGGUCAGUAGAGAUGCUGCCAUUUGUGCCAGGUGUAAUCUCAGCGCUGUCCCUCAAGAUAUUCCAUCAACAGUUAAAGUUUUUGACUUGGCUGAAAAUAAAAUUUUAAAAAUAAAAGAAUUAGAUUUCAAAAAUGUACCAAAUUUGAUAGAGUUAGACCUAAAACGUAACAAAAUAACGCAGAUAGCUAAAGGUGCCUUUGCCAAUCUGCACUCCCUCAUGAAGUUAAGUCUAAAUAAUAAUAGAUUUGGUAACCUAGGAGAGAAUAUUUUUGAUGGUUUAAGCAAUCUCACAGAGCUAAGAAUGGUUAGCAAUCGCAUCGAAACUGUGGCAUCCACCACCUUUAAGCCUUUGACAAACUUGAGGUUUUUGGACAUUUCUUUCAACAACCUGAAAGAAUUAAAAAAAGUUAAUUCUAUAAUACAGCAGCUGCCAAGUCUACGAGAACUAGUAAUGAGAAAAAUCGGUUUAAAAACUUUUCUGUCAUGGGAGCUGACAAACACCCCAAUAAAACUUGCUUCCCUCGAUUUGUCUCAAAAUCAAAUUUCAGUCUUUAGGAUCCACGCAGAUGUUUUUCCUAAUCUCAACUGGUUUAACAUUGGCGCCACUAAUGGAAAGAAACCUAUAAUAUGGGACGUGCGUAACAAAACUUUUCUCAGCCAAGUAAAAACUCUUGAUAUUGGUGGGCUUCAUUUGGCUUUAAAUGACAUGAAAUCAUUCUUUGAGAGCUUCAACUCCUCACUGACUAUUCUGAGGAUGAAUACAAUGAAACGUAACCUUGCAUCACUAAUCAAUAUUUCCUGUACCAUCCCAACAUUGUCCACACUGACACUCCAACACAACAACAUCAAGUCUACGGAUUUGUUUCAGGCGUGCGUCAGUGUAACCGAGUUAGACUUAGCACUGAAUCGGAUAGAAAACGUCUCCACCACCUCCUUCAAAACUCUUCGAGGUCUGAGGAUCUUGAGUCUGAGCCGCAACAUGCUGUCAUCUGUUCCAUCUGUCAUAAGGAAUAUACCAACUCUUGCAGAACUGGAUCUCAGUACUAACAAAAUCAGCUCACUUCGUUGUGAGGAUUUUGCCAAUCUUACAAAGCUCUGGGAGCUCAGCCUUCAUCAGAACUCAAUCUCAGCUCUAAAAGACUGUGUUUUCAAGGAUUUAAUAAGAUUGGAGGUCUUAAAGCUACAGACAAACCAAAUUACUAAACUAGGCCAGGCUUUCAAUAAAACUUACUUACCAAAUCUGAAACAAUUGCGUUUGAAUGGAAAUAAACUUACUGACAUUAAAUAUGGGCAAUUUAAAGGCUUGCCAUCCCUCCAGAACUUGACAUUACAUGAUAAUAAAAUAAAAAUGCUUCACAAUAAUAGUUUUAUUGGAUUAACAUAUCUUACUGAUAUUCAACUACAAAAUAAUGAGAUUACACAAAAUGAUUUAUUCAAAGAUAGUUUCAAUCACCUGAUCAAUCUAAGGAGAUUAGAUUUGAGGAACAAUCACAUUCAAUAUAAAUUCACCACAGCUUUGCCUUAUCCACCAUUUUCUCAGCUCUCUCGUCUGGAGACAUUGUUUCUUCUUUCACAACACCACAGGGGCAAGUCUAGGGGGCUGCCUUCCAAUAUCUUGGAAGGUUUGACCAAUUUAUUGGUUUUCAAUACCAGAAACAGUCAACUUCUAUCCUUGCAUGUAGACAUGUUUAAGCACACGCCUAAACUGGAACAACUUGACAUCACUGCAAACGACUUUAUAGAUGUCUCCCCUGAAUUAUUUUCCCCAAUUCGAAACCUGAAAAGCCUGUACAUAUCUCAAACAAAUCUUCUGUCUCUAGAUUUUCUGAUAAAAGCCAACCUUACCAAGCUAGAGUUCCUACAGGCAAGAAAGAAUGGAUUCUCAGUUAUCCGUGAAGAUAUAAUGAAGUCUGUACCAGCUCUCCGAUAUUUGGAUCUCGAAUUCAACGGUUUCACCUGUGACUGCGACAAUGCCUGGUUCCUCCAGUGGGCGGAAAACAACAACCAAACGCAAGUUUUUGGCGCUUACGAUUUUUUGUGCAACUAUCCUCCAAAUUUUAAAGGUAUGAAACUGAAAGACCUCGACAUCCGAUCCUGCUCAGUGGACAUUGGCUUCUUCUACUUUAUCUCCACCACAUGUACAAUCCUCCUGUUUAUGCUGGCGUCCUUCAUUUACCAUUUUCUGAGAUGGCAGGUGGUUUACGCCUACUACCUCUUCUUGGCUUUGCUCUUUGACUCAAAACAAAAGAGCAAGAACACUCCAUAUCAGUACGACGCCUUCAUCUCCUACAACGUCAAUGAUGAGCCCUGGGUCAUCAAAGAGAUGUUGCCAAAACUGGAGGGAGAGCAGGGCUGGAGACUGUGUCUGCACCAUCGAGACUUCCAGCCAGGGAAGCCCAUUAUAGAAAACAUCGCAGAUGCCAUCUAUGCAUGCAGAAAGACUAUCUGUGUGAUCAGUCAGAGAUACCUUGAGAGUGAGUGGUGCUCCAGAGAGAUCCAGACAGCCAGCUACCGUCUGUUCGAAGAGAAGAAGGAUGUGCUGAUCCUGGUGUUUCUGGAGGAGAUUCCCGCCUCUCAUCUCUCUCCCUACUACCGCAUGAGGAAACUGCUGAAGAAGCGGACCUACCUGAGCUGGCCCCAAGCCAAGGAUCACACCGCAGUGUUCUGGGAGAAAGUCCGCCGGGCUCUGGAGACCAGUGAAGAUCCUGGUGAGGACAGGUUCCUCCUCAGAGUGGUGAACAGGUUUUGAUGAAAAGAAAUGAGGAGGUAUACGGCCAGGAGAGUUCUUCAGUUGGAUGUUUGUUGUUGUUUUUUUUAAUUGUUUGGUUGUAUAUAUAUGUAAUGUCGGUGCUUUUUUGAUUCCAAACGUCAAAACAGGUUAAGACAUUUUUGGUGCUCCGUCACUAGUCAACUGAAAUGGAAAACCAGGAGCCACAAGGUGAACAGUUUCCAUACAAGCAAACCGGAAGACCAAGUUAUGAGCAAUUAGGAAAAAUAAUUAUUUGUUUUUCCAUUUCAAAAGCCAAGACAACACGUGACCUCUUCCUUUGACUUUUCCUUUUGUGUGUAAUUAAUUUAAUGAAGUCAGUUGGACGGAUAAUAAAAAGGUGACAGAUGAUGACUAGUUCCUGGACAAAAUAAAGUAAAAAACAAUGCUGUGUGGAAAAAGAAUGACUGACAACAAAUUGGUGUCAUUAUGAAAUACUUUGCCUCACCCUGUUUUUGACAGAUCUCACAACUUACCUAGAUAGAUUUGACAAAAGUCAUAGAUGACUUUCAGAAUUGUUUUUUUUUUCAAACAGUCAACUAUAAAUUGAUAGAUUCAUAGACAUAGACACUCCUGUAGAUUAGUUUUCCAAUUACAAACAAUAGAGGAUGCAAACGCAACAGGGGGGAAACAAGCCUCUACAAAGUCAUUAGUGAGAAGUACAUUUUCCAUCCAAAGCAUCAGUCCACCUCCAUCAGCUGUCACCAAAUCACACAUCAAAGAAUCAUUGAUCACAGAGCCUGAAAGGUUUCCAUCAAACAGCCAUAAACACACAGUAACAGUGUCAGGUGUCAUACCUUAAAACUGGCAUUUCCUCUCCACCACCUUAUUAAUAUCCAGCGUUCUGACCCUGAUCUGAUUGCUAGAUGCUAAUAGCUAAUUAUGCACUUUUAGGUAACAGAGAGGUAAUUGCCUCAUAGGAAUAUUAAAGGUUUUUCAUCCAUUACUCUUGAAGUUUGUGCAGUUUAAGGCUCAGAAGCCUGUCUAUAGGACUGUGUACUCAAACAACUCCUAACUAACCAAUUUAAGAACUUACUCUAUAUUUUGAAAUGCUCAACAUUAUUUACAGGGAAAAAACAGACAUUA